Messenger RNA from Exophiala bonariae, 756 nucleotides. RefSeq lists its product as uncharacterized. The transcript has 4 exons. NCBI's taxonomy places the organism in Eukaryota, Fungi, Ascomycota, Eurotiomycetes, Chaetothyriales, Herpotrichiellaceae. Gene Ontology annotation, biological process: ubiquitin-dependent protein catabolic process; proteasomal protein catabolic process. Gene Ontology annotation, cellular component: proteasome core complex; proteasome core complex, alpha-subunit complex; nucleus. The coding region runs from base 1 to 756 and encodes 251 amino acids. The record is from RefSeq and is a predicted model, not a curated record.
AUGUCUCGGAGAUACGACUCAAGGACAACCAUAUUCUCGCCUGAGGGCAGAUUAUAUCAGGUCGAAUAUGCCCUCGAAGCCAUCUCACACGCCGGCACAGCUCUGGGAAUUCUAGCGCAGGAUGGUAUUGUCCUGGCUGCGGAACGAAAAGUCACAAGCAAGUUGUUGGAACAGGACACUUCCGCUGAGAAGUUGUAUAUCUUGAACGACAACAUGAUUUGCGCUGUUGCAGGCAUGACCGCAGAUGCCAACAUCCUCAUCAACUAUGCUCGACAAGCUGCCCAACGAUACCUACUCACCUAUAACGAAGACAUUCCCUGUGAACAGCUUGUCCGACGCUUGUGUGAUCUGAAGCAAGGUUACACCCAGCAUGGUGGUCUCCGGCCAUUUGGUGUCUCCUUCAUCUACGCUGGUUGGGACCCUCAGAGACAAUUCCAACUCUACCAAAGCAAUCCCAGCGGCAACUACGGUGGCUGGAAGGCAACCAGUGUCGGCGCCAACAAUGCUAGUGCCCAGAGUCUGUUGAAGCAAGAUUACAAGGAAGACUGUGACCUGAAAGAGGCGUGCGGCAUGGCGGUCAAGGUCUUGAGCAAGACGAUGGAUUCCACAAAAUUGAGCAGUGAGAAGAUCGAAUUUGCUACGGUGGGAAAGACAAAGGAUGGAAAGAUCUACCAUCAUCUAUGGUCAGGUGAGGAGAUCAACAACCUAUUGAAGGAACAUGGCCUCGCAAAGGAAGAAGAUGCCGAGACCGGCUAG